GGCGACAGCACCGGGAUUUGUGGGAAGCAGAGCACCUUGCAGCGUGUUUUCCUGAUGGAGAGAAAGCCUGAGGAGAUGCUGCUGCUGAAACCGUCCGUUUCUCCGGCGUUUUCACGGAUUCUCUCGGCCUCAGGGAUCAUUUAACGAACGCAGGGACCUAGUUCUCUCUCGACAGCCGCCGAAAGACUCGGCCGACGCGGUGGACGCGAGCUGAUGUCGACGUCCGAGGCGGGUCGCGCGCAUUCCUUCGAAUAUUCGCCGGAAGAAUCGGCGCGAGCGUUUGUUUUCAUUUCGGUGUCGACCGAUGGCGAUGCCGCGCGCGCUUCGUAGCGAAAAGCGGGAAUAAAACACGCAAAGACGCGUAGAAGAGGCCCGUGGCCGGCUUUGAACGACGUCGGCCCCCUCUCCUCCAUCACCCAAGCAUGGACAGGUUAGAGGAACUUGUAAACCAGUGGAUUUGGAGGCAGGAUUUCUGGCUUCCUCCCGGCGUCUCGUGGAAAGCCGUCUCCGAGGGGGCGGCGGGCGGAGGUUGGCGGCCCGUACCCCGCGACCUGCUCAUCUCCCUGCCCUUGGCGCUGGGUUUCAUCGCCCUGCGCUUCGUUUUCGAAAGGGCCGUGGCGCUGCCCAUCAGCCGGAGCUUGGGCGUCCGGGACAGGGUUCGGGAGCGAGUCACGCCCGUCCCAAAGCUGGAGGCCUUUUACCUGCAGAAGAAGAAGCAGCCGCCGCCGUCACAGGGUGACUUGCUGCUUCUGGAGAAGCUCUGUGGUCUCUCUCAGCGUCAGAUCCUGACCUGGCUGCGUCAUCGUCGAAACCAGGACCGGCCCGGAAACACCAGGAAGUUCUGCGAAGCCUCGUGGAGGUUUGCGUUUUAUCUCGUUGCGUUCUCGGCUGGCCUCGUAUCGCUGAUUAACACUCCGUGGUUUUGGGAUCCUCGGGAAUGCUGGCACGGAUACCCGAGACAGGCCGUAGGAGAAGCUCAGUACUGGUAUUACAUGGUGGAGCUGUCCUUCUACCUCUCGCUUCUGCUCUGCGUUUCGGUGGACAUAAAGCGCAAAGACUUCAAAGAGCAAGUCGUUCACCACGUCGCCACCAUUUUCCUCAUCGCGUUCUCGUACUGUGCGAACUACGUGCGCGUGGGAACCCUGGUCAUGCUCGUCCACGACUCCUCUGACUUCCUGUUGGAGUCUGCUAAGAUGUUCAAUUAUGCUGGAUGGAGAAAGACCUGCGAUGCCUUGUUUGUCGUUUUCGCCGCUGUAUUCCUGGUAACUCGCCUUGUGGUUUUCCCAUGCAGAAUCGUCUACACAGCUGUGGUGGAUUCGUUGGACAUCUUUCCUCCGUACCCUGGGUAUUAUUUCUUUAACGGCCUGUUGUUGGUUCUUCAAGCUCUGCACAUCUUCUGGGCUUGGCUGAUUCUUCGAAUGGUUCAUAAAUUUGUCUUUUUAGGCAAAGUGGAACGCGAUGAACGUAGCGAUGAAGAGAGUGAGGCCGAUGAAGAGGAAGAAGAUGACGGUGAUGAAGAACACAACUGGGAGCAGAAAAAGGGUGCCCUGAACUCUAAAUUGGCAUUGUUGGCCAAUAACUGUGUUCUGAACAAUUUAACGAAUCAGAGGCGAAAAAUAAAUAGCAGAAUGCCGAAAGCCAGAUAGUAAUGCUACUUAAAGUAUUUAAACAUGCUAAAUCAUCUCCAACCUUCUUGGCUUAGAUUGUUUCAUCAAUGUCCUACUGUAAUUUCAGACUGCUGAGGUUUUGUUUUAGCGUAGUCCGUAUGUUGCAUAAAACAAUACUACUAGUUAUACAGAAAUAGGAUCAACUUGAAUUAAUUUGUUAAAAUAAUUUAUAGCGCUUUGGCUGAGUAGCACUUUAACCUCAGAUUAAAAAGUACGCAAACAUACAAUUGGUUCAUAAACAGACAUAUUAAGUAUUGCUGAAUUGUUGAUUAGUUGACUAAUUCUGCAACUUUUCUUUAUGAAACAGUGAUAUAUAAAAACUCCUGACUAGAGACACCCACAACGUUUAGAUGCGUUCUUUUUAAAUACUUUUGUAUUGUGUAAGUUGUGUGGAAAUGUGUGAGCUUUCUGCAUUGGAUGUUGUCUUCAAAUUGGGCGUUGGUGGACCACUGGGAAAGACUUGCAACGACAUCUAGUGGUGAACUGUCUGCUUGUCUUGUGGUGUUUUUCCACUGCAUGGUACAGUUUGGUACCGUUCACUUUUGGAGGGUUUUCCACCAGGUAUGGAACCUGGUUCCUGAUACUUAUUUUUUUAGUACCACCUCAGUUGUGGUUACAAGUAUACCACACCAUUACCAAAACGUGCUGCUAAACACUGAUUGUAGUUUUGCUAGAUUUAGAUCUACAUUGCCGGUGAAGAACAGUUUAUAACAAGAGCACCACCUUUUAACAACCAAUAAAUCUUCUGUGGUCUGUAAGGAAGUACAGACGUUCCUCUCGUUGAUAGCUGAGGACUGGAUAGAGCGAGAGUUUGAUGGGGCGUCACGGAAUGACAAUGCUUUCCAGGAGUCAUGGCAGUAAUGUUAGAGGCGGCGCAACUAUAACGGCACAUGAAUAAUCCUGCCUACUCUAAAGCAGCACUAAACUGUAGUGGAAACGCAAACCAACUGCAGUGGAAAAGCAUCAUUAGAGAUUCUGCUCCUGAAAGAUUUUGUUGCAAGAAACUCCCAGUGUUUGUUGUGUUUUGUUGGACCGCUCUUUGGGUGUGCAUUGCCUUACCAAAUACGGAAUCAGAUGAUUUCUCACUGGAGCAUGUGCCUCGAAAUCUUAAAAGUCAAAUUUGAGGAUGCCUAUGUAGGCCCCUUGAUGUAUUGAAUCUGCUCCAAGGGCUAAAGGUAAAGCAUUUUUGUUGUUCUACAAAGUUUAUUUGCACAGUAGCCAUAACUGACCUUUCGUUCUAAAGUUGUGCAUCUGUCUUUAACUGUUUAACUUAUGUUUAAAAAAAAAACAAAC
Molecule: messenger RNA, 2960 nt
Organism: Puntigrus tetrazona (Sumatra barb)
Lineage: Eukaryota; Metazoa; Chordata; Actinopteri; Cypriniformes; Cyprinidae
Gene: cers4a
Product: ceramide synthase 4a
Exons: 11
Coding region: 423-1646 (407 amino acids)
Biological process (GO): ceramide biosynthetic process
Cellular component (GO): membrane
Molecular function (GO): sphingosine N-acyltransferase activity
Source: RefSeq, a predicted model, not a curated record